This is a messenger RNA of Rhagoletis pomonella (apple maggot), 637 nucleotides long. RefSeq lists its product as uncharacterized. The transcript has a single exon. Lineage: Eukaryota; Metazoa; Arthropoda; Insecta; Diptera; Tephritidae. The record is from RefSeq and is a predicted model, not a curated record. Bases 218 to 406 code for a protein of 62 amino acids.
UAUGAAAGGAUGUGCCAAGCGGCAACGAAGCCCACUAAAGCGUGCUUUAUAACCGGACGGAAGAACUAAAGAACCCUGCAAACGAACUGAACAAUUUAUGAAGACAAAUAAGAGGAAACGAACAUAACAAGCAUUUGAAGCCAAUUAUGGGAUAAAAACGCAAAGAUAAAUAUUAAAAGUUUACAAACAAAAAUUGGUUUUAAAUAAAGCAACAAAAAUGUGUUUAUACUUUGGCGCAAUGGAUUACUUAAUUGACAUAGUGGCUUACUGCGUUUGUCGUGUUAUUGAAAUCUCGUUUGUAGCGUUUGUUAUGGUGUUUGGCAGCAAAACGAAGUUCCUAUCCAAAGCUUGCAGUGGUAUCAACGGCACAAACAUUUGUAGAUGUGGUACCAUGGCGAAUACGUAACUGUUUUCAAUUAAAUAUUGUAUCACAUCAGUAUAAAACAGUGAUAAACAGCGCAGACAGAACAACGCUACCAAAUAAAACUUGAAAUGUAAAAUUUUAGCGCAUAAUAUUGAAACGAAAAGGACUUACUUAUAGUUAAUAGAUAUGAUUUACUCUUUUACGAAAUACUUGCAACUAGACGAAUAUUGAUAAGUACAGAUAAAAGUGACUGAAAAUGUUUUAUAAAAAUAA